UCCGGUCAGGGACAGACAACAGAAGAAGAGGAGGAGGAGGAGGAGGAGGCCAACUGAAUACGGACACGCUGGACCGACAACUGCCUAUCUACAGCAUCAUGCUGACUCUACGGCGCCCCCUCCUGGACAUCUGCUUGUACCUGCUGCUACCCGCUGGUGAGGGCAGGAUCCUGGGCUACAACAAUGGCUUUCACUACCAGGACAUAAGCAACGGAAACGGAAACGGAGAGAUCUAUUUCAACGGAGUUCGUCUCUUUGUGGAGUCACCCCAGUCCUCAGUGUCAGCCACCAGGGGCAGCAGUGUCACCCUUCCCUGUCACUACCACUAUGAGCCUGAACUGGCCACACCACGGAGGACCCGUGUCAAAUGGUCCUGGUUACCUGCCAACACCGUCACUACAACUGUUCCCCCUGAGGCCUUCACCAGGGAAACGGAGGUUAUGGUCGCCAUGGGCAACCGUCACCGCAGCUAUGGCAACUUCCAGGGCCGCGUGCGCCUGCGACGUUCUGCGCCUGGGGACAUGUCUCUAGUGAUCAAUGAGCUGCAACUCAAUGACACGGGCAGAUAUCGCUGUGAAGUGAUCGACGGUCUGGAAGAUGAGAGUGUGACGGUGGAGCUGGAGCUGCGGGGUGUGGUGUUCCCCUACUACUCUCAGAAAGGUCGCUACCGUUUUAACUUCUUUGGGGCCCACCAAGCGUGCCAGGAUCAGGAUGCCACUCUGGCUACAUUCGAGCAGCUCUUCACAGCGUGGGAGGAAGGGCUAGACUGGUGUAAUGCCGGCUGGUUGGCUGAUGGCACCGUGCAGUAUCCUAUUACAACCCCCCGUGACGGCUGUGGGGGGGCAGAUUUAGACCCCGGUUUGCGCAACUACGGUCAACGGCAUCGCCUCCUCCACCACUAUGAUGCUUUCUGCUUCUCGCCUUCUGUCAAAGGGACUGUGUACUUCUUAAAUCACCAAACCCAGCUCAACUUCACUGAAGCAGUCCGAGCUUGUGUGAAUGAUGGAGGUGAAAUUGCCAAAGUGGGCCAGAUGUACGCUGCAUGGAGGCUGAUGGGACUGGACCGGUGCGACGCGGGCUGGUUGGCUGAUGGAAGUGUCCGUUAUCCUAUCACAAAGGCGCGCGCUAACUGUGGUCCAUCAGAACCAGGCGUCCGUAGCUUUGGUUUCCUCCCACCCUAUCUGAAAUUUGGUGUCUACUGUUAUCGGUAGAUGAUCACAGUCAACACGAGACAGAAACAAACUAUUCAAGGGGUAAGCAUUAGCUGUAGCCUGGUGGACAAUUAGCAGUUAGACAGUUUAUGAGCUAUUUUAAAAAGUGACAUUGUCUGGUUUAAUCACACUCUACCUACAUAAGACCAGUGUCUCCUUACUGAACUUAACUACUAGUCAGCAACUGUUAAACUGAGCUCCUCUAGCAUGUGAUGCCACUUUUCUUGACAAAAUGUGAACAUGGUUAAUAUCUCAUUCCAAAACUCUGGACAUGAUUAUGCUGCUUUGAGAACUUUCACUCUCCUCUGAAGCUUUCCAGCUUAUUUUGGAAGCUGUCCAUAGGAAUUCACAGCAGUAUUACUGCGAAACAGACAUGUGACAGUUAGUUGUUUAAUGGGGUCGUUCAUCCGUUCAGACCAUCAGGUUUUUCUGCCUCAAGUUGCAAAAAAACAUUUCGAUAUGUUCCCGACAGUGUCAUGUUGAAAAAGUGUUAAAAAAACUUGUCUCAAAGUUGGAAUCGUUUACAUCAAGUUUUCAAAUUAUUUCACCUUAGGAGACAAACCCAUAUCUUAAAAACAGCACCAGACCAAAAGUACAUAAAAUGAUGUGGAAAGGUGUUACUAUUGAUAUAACUGUUGGCCAUACAGUGUAUAGUGUCCCACGUUCAUCCUGCAGAAUGAGACAUCACGCCAGGAUUUGUGCUUGGAUUCAGUUAUAUGAGCUGCAGACUUGUGCAGACAGGUUGUGUUUUUGUGUAUUUCUUUCCUUCAAUUCAUUAAUUGCUCUCCAAUGAUCUAAUCUGUAUUUAUUCAACAAUUUCCCUUUUCAGCCGUCUCUUCCAAACAGCAGCAAACAUUUAAGCAUUCAGUCACGGUAGCUUCAUACUGCAACCACAGACCUUUGUGCUUUUCCAAAGGGCACCAUGAUGGUGAGGGAGUGGAGAAAUGUUUCUCAUUAUUUCACUCUCAGAUUCCUCUCGGAGGUCCACAGAUUUUCAUCUCGUGAUUCUCUGCUCGCUGACUGUAGGUUGUUUCCCCCUGCUUCUGUCGUUUUGUUAAUGUGAAAUGUAUUACGUAUCCCACUCAAUAAAAUAUAAUGUGUCUCUUUUUUUUUUUUGUUUGCCCUGUUUUGGACAGAGCAAGAGUUUUGAGUGGUUCUCUGUAUUGUGAUGUUUAAACUACUUUAUCUACAUUCAUUGUGUUGCAUUACACUCGUGUACUUAUUUCUCGCUGUCUAUGCAUUUGUAAUUUUUUUCUACAAAUCAAUAAAAACACAUCAGUAAAUACA
Mugil cephalus (flathead mullet) is the source of this 2498-nucleotide messenger RNA. RefSeq names its product hyaluronan and proteoglycan link protein 3 (gene hapln3). The transcript is spliced from 5 exons. Bases 99 to 1211 code for a protein of 370 amino acids. The record is from RefSeq and is a predicted model, not a curated record. NCBI's taxonomy places the organism in Eukaryota, Metazoa, Chordata, Actinopteri, Mugiliformes, Mugilidae. Gene Ontology annotation, biological process: cell adhesion. Gene Ontology annotation, molecular function: hyaluronic acid binding.